This is a messenger RNA of Coniophora puteana RWD-64-598 SS2, 2160 nucleotides long. RefSeq lists its product as uncharacterized. NCBI's taxonomy places the organism in Eukaryota, Fungi, Basidiomycota, Agaricomycetes, Boletales, Coniophoraceae. The coding region runs from base 1 to 2160 and encodes 719 amino acids. Gene Ontology annotation, molecular function: nucleic acid binding. The transcript is spliced from 8 exons. The record is from RefSeq and is a predicted model, not a curated record.
AUGCCAGCUUCGGCUCCUACCACACCAGCAGUCACCAGACCCAACAAGAUUGACCGAUUCUCUGCGUCCCCUGUUACACCACAGCGUAUAAGUCGAGCCCAGAAACUUGCAUUCCACUCCCCCGCAACACCUGCCACAAACUUCUCUUCCCCGUACACACCGAUUAGUCUGCGCUCAUUUGCCACUCCCACCAGUUCGACUCUUACAACUCCAGAAUCUACGGCAAGUGCCAGAUACAUUGCCACCUUAGAUUGUCCAGAAAAUGGUCUCGACUUGAGAGCAGCAUUCCCCGAACAAGGCUUCACCGACCUUGCAGAGAGUUGGCGGAACCGGGCUACCGAGCAUGGUAUCAAAGUGUCAAACGCUGACGACUCUACCUUUGCCGACGAUGAAGCCAGCGAUUUCACUCCCUCCGACACCAAUUCUACGGGCUUUGUAGCUGAUGACGUUCUCAUACCUCCGCCGUUCUUGUCAAGUCAUCGCCGCACACGCACACAGUCGUAUGCUGCGCCCCAGAAUUUUCCGCUUGCUGCAUAUAGUGCGCACACGCCCGCCCGCCGUACACUUACCGCUUUGAAUACACCGCCACGGAAUCCAACAAAUGCAUCCCAAUUAAAACUCAAAGGAAGUCUGACGGACCCGGCGCACACCCGCCGCCGCCCCUCAUUUAGCCAGGUGAGGUGUUCCGCCACUUGUGUUGCUGUGAAGUUUAACCGCGAGUCCCCUUUGUUCUUUGCAUUUAAGAUGACCAACGAAUUAUUCGACAUUGACGAGGACGCUUACGAUCCGUACCCCCAGUCUUUCUCUUCUCCUACUCAACCUUUCGUCCUUCAGGAUCCUUUCAACAGCCACACCUUGUCUACAAUCUCUGAAACUGUUCAUCAAGCAAUGGAUGACUCGCCCAUGGUCCGCCACAAUGCCGUCAGUAUGUCCGGCGCCACCUGCUCAGACUGCGGUGCUUGUCCCGAGAGACUUGCUAUGCUUAGUCCUUGUGGCCAUCCGCUUUGUCCCUCUUGCUUGACGAGCGCGAUCAACAUCGUUGGUGAAAAGGACAUGCAGUGUGCUGUAUGCAAGAACCGUGUCGUAGACUUCAAUCUCCAGGCAAACAAGGGCUCUGGGCCUAGGCGCACUUCUCCGUCGUCGCCUUUACAGAGUCGACAGGUCAAUCACCAACAUACACCUCUCCUUCCUAGCGUUUUUGAGUCAAAUCUGGGGCCUGUGACGACCCCCUUCCAGUGCUGUACCCCAGCACCCAUCCGUCGCGGAUCCGAGAGGGUUGUGCUGCGCAUUGACAAUGUUCCAUGGGACAUCACGCCAUCCAUGAUCAGGUCUUGUCCUUGGCUUCAUGGCUUUGAUGCUCGGGCGUACGUCCUCAUUGACCGUCAGGGUAAGACCCUCAGCCACGCCUUCGUUGAGCUUUCCUCCUCCGAAGAAGCCAAAGCAACUCUUCGGGACGCCCAAAACGCUGUCCUUGGUCGCGGAAAGCGCGCCAGGGGUGUGACGGUAACCCGGAGCAGCCAAGAAGAUCUGAUGCGGGCACUGUUCCCGUCGUGGAAGGGAAACUUUGAUGGUUCUAAGCCGACGUUGAUUGGGCUGCAAGGCUCGCAGCUCAAUAUCGCUUUCCAGUCGGGGCUGUUGAGCGACGCUGAACUUACCUCUCUCAAGGUCCUGAUUGAGUCUCGCGAUGCACAUUUUGUCAAAGACCCUUCAUUACCGUUCCAUGCACUCAUCAAUAUCUUGAAUAAAUUCCCUAUCGAUAUCGACAGUCGAGUAUUUUGGACGCCCAAUGUUCGGGACUUAUUGUUUGGUGUCACUAUCACUGCGCUCGAAGUGCUCGUUGCCAGGUUGAAUGAGCCGUGCUUCCAGCGCGAGCCUACCAUCUUGGAAGAGCUUCUUCAUGCCGCUAUCGCUUGCAGAGUCUUUGCUCAUGAACAAACCGAGGCUCUUGCAAACGUGGAUCGUGUCCGCUCUGCCAUUCCUUCGCCACCUUCAUUUUCAGCGUCCCACAGCCGUGCAACGUCUUCUGAGUCCUACGGGGCUCCUGACCCCACUCCCCAGGUUAAUGCCGAACCCUAUUGUGCCGCUAUCGCCAGGGAGUUGCAGGUCCCCGAAGCUGUUGUCCAGUCCGUUGCGCGCAAGCUGAUCGGCAUGCAGCUCUAA